ACGGCCCGCCCUGCAGGUAUAUAAGGACCCUGGAGAGCGACAGAGACCCAGCGCGGAGAGGGAGGAGCGCGUGGGGAGGAGAAGGGACCCGAGAAGCCGCCCAGACAGCAGCAGCCCUGUCAGAGCCUCAGCCUGCCACCUGGAAGAUGCCGAGAUCGUGCUACAGCCGCUCGGGGACCCUGCUGCUGGCCUUGCUGCUUCAGAUCUCCAUGGAAGUGCGGGGCUGGUGCCUGGAGAGCAGCCAGUGUCAGGACCUCACCACGGAGAGACACCUGCUGGAGUGCCUCCGGGCCUGCAAACCGGACCUCUCGGCCGAGACGCCAGUGUUUCCGGGGGGCGCCGACGAGCAGACGCCGACCGAGAGCCCCCGGAAGUACGUCACGGGCCACUUCCGCUGGGGCCGCUUCGGCCGCGGUAACAGCAGCGGCGCGAGCCAGAAGCGUGAGGAGGAGGCGGCGGCGGCCGACCCCGGCUUCCACGGCGAUGGCGUCGAGCCGGGCCUGCGCGAGGACAAGCGCUCCUACUCCAUGGAGCACUUCCGCUGGGGCAAGCCGGUGGGCAAGAAGCGGCGCCCGGUGAAGGUGUACGCGAACGGCGCGGAGGAGGAGUCGGCCGAGGCCUUUCCGCUUGAGUUCAAGCGGGAGCUGACCGGGGAGCGGCCCGCGGCGGCGCCCGGCCCCGACGGCCUGGGGUUCGGCCUGGUGGCUGAGGCCGAGGCCGAGGCGGCAGCGGCCGAGAAGAAGGACGCGGCCGAGAAGAAGGACGACGGGUCCUAUCGCAUGGAGCACUUCCGCUGGGGCACCCCGCGCAAGGGCAAGCGCUACGGCGGCUUCAUGAGCUCGGAGAAGAGCCAGACGCCGCUGGUGACGCUGUUCAAGAACGCCAUCGUCAAGAACGCCCACAAGAAGGGCCAGUGAGGCGCGGGCAGGCCUCCCCGCCCGCCCGCCAGCUCACGGGGGAGCCGCCCCGCGGCCCCCUGCCCGCCGGCCUUCCGGUGCCUUCUGCCUGUAGUUAGGAAAUAAAGCCUGUCAAUUCCGCA
This is a messenger RNA of Cavia porcellus (domestic guinea pig), 1039 nucleotides long. RefSeq names its product proopiomelanocortin (gene Pomc). NCBI's taxonomy places the organism in Eukaryota, Metazoa, Chordata, Mammalia, Rodentia, Caviidae. Gene Ontology annotation, cellular component: secretory granule; extracellular region. The record is from RefSeq and is a predicted model, not a curated record. Bases 147 to 917 code for a protein of 256 amino acids. The transcript is spliced from 3 exons. Gene Ontology annotation, biological process: regulation of corticosterone secretion. Gene Ontology annotation, molecular function: hormone activity; G protein-coupled receptor binding.